GGAGGGGCGCCGCCGCCCGCCUCCUGGCCGCGGCCGCGUCCCCGGCCGCCAUCGAGGUGAAGGCCACGGCGCUGGCGUGCCUGCGCGGGCUGCUGCUGGAGAGCGGGGACGCCGCUCCGGAGCACCUGGAGGAGCACGAGAAUUUCCGCCGCUUCUUCUCGGAGUACCACAAGCUCGUCACCGACGAGGUCCUGCUCGUUCAGCGGCAGGCCCAGGACCUCUUGGCCCACGUGCUCCUCAGCCCCCAGUUCUGUGCGGUGAGGACGACGUACACUUCCAGCGCGCUGUGCCUGAAGCUGCAGAUGUCGCUCCUGCAGCACCCCGUCGCUUCGGUCCGGCUGGGGGCGUUCCACGUCUUCAAGAUCUUCGUCGCAAACCCCUACAAGAAGCGCAAUGUCCAGGCGCUGCUGUACAGGAACAGGGAGCAGCUCGCCCACAUCCUGCGCGGGCUCCGUGCCCUCAAGGAGGUCGACGACAGCUGCAGCGCCGACCUCGCGGCGGUCUCUGCCGCGCUGCUCGACCUGGCCGCCCCACCCAGCGUCUUCCGAGCAGGCCGGCCGGCCGGGCUCCGCUGAGCGGAAGGAAGUCCGUGCCGCCGGCGCUGCGCAGCGCGCCCGCGAGCAAGCGCGCCUCGGCGGCCUCGCCUGCCCUCGCGAGUUGGAACCUGCUUGCGCCCUCCGAGGAGCUCGGGCGGCGGCGGCGGCCAUCCUUGCCGGCCCGCCGUGCGCCCCUCGCAGGGGGCCCCAGACAGGUGCGCAGGUGCACCCUAAUACCUCCCCCCGCGGGCGCCGUGUGCGCCGCGGGGGCUCUGCGUCUCUCGGGAG
Molecule: messenger RNA, 824 nt
Organism: Prorocentrum cordatum
Lineage: Eukaryota; Dinophyceae; Prorocentrales; Prorocentraceae
Source: the annotation of a GenBank genome assembly